CAUGUUCCCUUCGCCUCCAUAAUCCUACCUUUGUUUCCUGCGUUAAGACCUCGGGACACGACAUGAAUGCUUCGACGUUCUCCUGCCUUAGGUUUGAUUUGACAAAUUCUCUAAGUCCGGCCCAAUCCCCUCGGCAUAUUUGUGUUGUCAUCGUGGAAGUGGCCUUUGGGAUAAUAUUGCAUUAUAUACUAUGAUGUGCAGGAUUGCUUUUGGAUCUUAUAGAGUUAUAUGCCCCUAUUACCCUGUACCCCUAUCUUUCCCUAUCUGCCUUUAUAUUCCCUCAUCUUCAUCCUACGAACAUGAUACAAGUUUGCUGCGAUAUGUAUUAACCAAAUAUCCACGUCUAUAUUUGAUCGUGUUACCCCAUUCUCCAUCUAGUCCGCUAGCUUUAAGUACCUGCAUAUUCUCUAGAUUUUCCACAUACUAUCCCUACACUAUGCUCAAUUCUUGCAAGUCUUGCAUGAUGUGGUGUUACGUGCGUGAUAGCCAUAGCCGCUGGCUAGCUAUUAUAUCUCGAGAUCCCUUGCUUCGAGGGCUGCUGGUCAUCAGAGGUCUAGUGUAUUAGGGUAGCAAACUUUUGCCAAAAAAAUGCCUAGGGAAAAAUGGAUUUCGGUGAAGGGCUUGUCCGUCAUAUUUAUGGCAUGGCGGCACUGAAGCUGCGAGGUUGCUCAUCGGUUAUGGUUUCUUCAUAUCGAAAGAGAUAGAAGAAAACUCCCAGAAUAGAAGAAAAGCGUCGCGAACUCGGCAAUGGACUCUUAUUGUUACGUCCCCUUCGGUAUCGAGCCCGAGUGCAAUCAAUUUCGGAUCCUUACUUUAUUACCCGGUUCGAGAGAGCAGCCGCUGGAAUGCGUCCUGGAGCACGGAGAUAUAGGCAACUCGCCUCCCUACGAAGCUAUCUCGUAUGUUUGGGGUGAUACCCGUAACAAAGUCAACAUCAGAUGCAACGACAAGCCAUUAGCGAUAAGCGUCAAUCUCGAUGGCGUUUUGCGUCAUUUCCGUUCCCCUUCUGACAAGAGAACGCUAUGGGUAGAUGCCGUGUGCAUUAACCAGGACGACGACGAAGAGCGGGGAAGACAGGUUAGUCGUAUGAAGGACAUCUAUUCGAAAGCUAGAGAGGUUCUCAUAUGGCUCGGUGAAGAAGGAGAAAACAGCGAUGCGGGCAUUACUGUAGCCUCAGAUAUCGCCCAAGCUUGCCGUCGAUACAUCUCUGACGGCGGUUCGCUUGAUGCAAUAAGCUUCAAUGAGGAGCCCGUGGAAAGGCUCUUCGGGAAAUUCAAAGAUAGAUCUGAGUUUCCGCGACUAGAAGCGUUUGCCAAAAUCAUCAAAAGAUUGUGGUUUACUCGAGUCUGGGUCGUCCAGGAGCUCGCAUUGGCGACAAAGGCGACCGUAUUCUGUGGUAAUUUAUCUAUCAGCUGGACUGAUCUUAUGAAUGCCAUCACAGCUCAGGAUUAUCUCAACCUAUGGCUCGCCGACCAUGAAAAAAAUGCCUACGUAUUUAUCCUUGAAAGAGCUCGCAAAGAAUGGAAUGAUGGUGUGAGACGUAGUCUUCUCAGCGUUUUGUUCCGAUACCGAAUACUUGACGCUACGGAUCCUCGAGACAAGAUUUUCGGGUUGAAUGCGCUGAUCAAGAAUGAGCUCUCGGGGGGCCAGGCUCUACAGCCAAACUAUACUGUCGACACCACGGAAUUGUACAUUGCCGUAGCAAAGGAGAUCUUGAAACAAUCCUCAGAUCUCAACUUGCUAUCUGUUCCCCGACGGCUUGUAGGUACCGGUCCCAGGAAUCUGCCAUCGUGGGUUCCUGACUGGACGAACACUCGACUUACCGCUCCGCUGGGUCUAGCAAACUAUUCCGACAUCAACGAACUUGCUUUUUCCGCUAGCGGAUCUUCAGCGCCCCAAGUCGAGUUUGGUGGCGUCGACUCAAGUUCCCUCGGCGUUCAAGGCUGCUGCGUAGACCGCAUUGCUGCCGUCGGUACAGUCCUGAGAUUGGAACAUCUUCCACGGACUGACUACCACGGAACUCGUAUUCCAAAGUGCGCCUUCGUUCUCGACGAUUGGUCUCGUGUGGCUAAGUUGCGUGGCCCAAAUUCUUAUUUCACCGGUCCAGAGCCAUAUCUUACCGGUGAGCCGAUGCGUGAUGCAUUCGUCCAGACGCUAGUGACCGAAUCGACGAAUGAAAACAUCGGAACACUACGCCAACAGCUAGAUAUCUUGGGGAGAAACGCCGCGAUCGCUAGGUGGCUUAACUUCCUACCCAAGCGUCUCCCGGACUGGUUGACAGACAAAGCUGUCUACCUGGCCCAUGCCAUACUCUUCUACCGUCGAAAUGACCAGAUGACAUUGGACUUCAGGAUACACCUUUCAUCCUUAGCGGAUCGCCGAGGGUUCAGGACCGAUAAGGGAUAUAUCGGCCUAGGAUCUGCUCUGGCGGAAGCCGGUGACCAAAUCGUGGUAGUAAAGGGGGCAAAGGUGCCUCUAAUAUUGAGAGCAGCGGGGUCGCAAUGGACGUUGCAAGGCGACUGCUUCGUGAAAGGGAUCAUGAAAGGUGAGGCCUAUCGCGAAAAUGAAACUUCCCGGAUGUGGAUUGUUUAAAGCGUUUGACUAUAUGCGACCCGGCACAUUGGAACGGCACAACCAAUUGAAUCUAGCUACCCAACAGGUAGCUGGAUCUUUGGAUUUCCCGUGGCAAAUUCUGGAAAAACUUGACAAUUAUCUGUCUGUCUGUUCAUAUAUAUUGGUUAGAAAGGGCUAUCGCUAGCAUGUAAAAUCUCAUUAUUUAGGUACCUACUCUCUUAAGACAUUUUGGUUACUUUUUGGAGAAAAC
This is a messenger RNA of Annulohypoxylon truncatum, 2824 nucleotides long. Its product is annotated as HET-domain-containing protein. The record is from RefSeq and is a predicted model, not a curated record. NCBI's taxonomy places the organism in Eukaryota, Fungi, Ascomycota, Sordariomycetes, Xylariales, Hypoxylaceae. The transcript has a single exon. The coding region runs from base 748 to 2592 and encodes 614 amino acids.